UUUUUGUCUCUUUCAGAAUCUUUCUGUUUGUCCUGAAGACGAAUCGAUCAUCAUGUCUUCUUUUGUUAACACUAUGACUUCCCUAAGUGUAAAACAAGUUGAAGAUGGGGAAGUAUUUGAUUUCAGAGGAAUGCGAUUAGAUUGGUUUAGAUUACAGGCUUACACUAGUGUCUCUAAGGCUUCACUUAGCCUUGCAGAUCACAGGGAACUUGGAAAGAUGAUGAAUACUAUUAUUUUUCAUACAAAAAUGGUAGAUUCCUUGGUGGAAAUGUUGGUGGAAACAUCAGAUCUCUCCAUAUUUUGUUUUUAUAGCCGUGCUUUUGAGAAGAUGUUUCAACAGUGUCUGGAGCUACCCUCUCAGUCAAGAUACUCCAUUGCAUUUCCGCUACUUUGCACUCAUUUUAUGAGUUGUACACAUGAACUGUGUCCAGAAGAGCGACAUCAUAUUGGAGAUCGCAGUCUUUCCUUGUGUAAUAUGUUUCUGGAUGAAAUGGCCAAGCAAGCUCGGAAUCUUAUCACUGAUAUUUGCACAGAACAGUGUACUCUUAGUGACCAGUUGCUGCCCAAGCAUUGUGCCAAAACCAUCAGUCAGGCAGUAAAUAAGAAGUCAAAAAAACAGACUGGCAAGAAAGGGGAACCUGAAAGAGAAAAACCAGGAGUUGAAAGCAUGAGGAAAAACAGAUUGGUAGUGACCAACCUGGAUAAAUUGCACACUGCGCUCUCCGAGUUAUGCUUCUCUGUAAACUAUGCACCGAACAUGGCAGUCUGGGAGCACACUUUUACUCCGCGAGAAUAUUUAACUUCUCAUCUGGAAAUCCGAUUUACUAAAUCAAUUGUUGGAAUGACUAUGUAUAAUCAGACUACACAGGAAAUCGCAAAACCAUCAGAGCUUCUCACGAGUGUAAGAGCAUACAUGACUGUUCUCCAGUCAAUAGAAAACUACGUGCAAAUUGAUAUCACAAGAGUGUUCAAUAAUGUUCUUCUUCAACAAACACAACAUUUAGACAGUCAUGGAGAGCCAACCAUUACAAGCCUGUACACAAAUUGGUAUUUGGAAACUUUGUUAAGGCAAGUCAGCAAUGGCCAUAUAGCUUAUUUCCCUGCAAUGAAAGCAUUUGUGAAUUUACCUACAGAAAAUGAGUUGACAUUCAAUGCAGAGGAAUAUUCUGACAUAUCAGAAAUGAGGUCCUUGUCGGAACUGCUAGGUCCAUAUGGCAUGAAGUUCUUAAGCGAAAGUCUUAUGUGGCACAUUUCAUCACAGGUUGCUGAGCUGAAGAAACUCGUGGUGGAAAAUGUUGAUGUUCUAACACAAAUGAGGACCAGCUUUGACAAACCAGACCAAAUGGCUGCACUCUUUAAAAGACUGUCGUCUGUUGACAGUGUUUUGAAGAGGAUGACAAUAAUUGGCGUAAUUUUAUCUUUCCGAUCAUUGGCACAAGAAGCACUUAGAGAUGUCUUAUCAUACCACAUUCCUUUUCUUGUAAGUUCAAUAGAGGAUUUCAAGGAUCACAUUCCAAGAGAAACUGAUAUGAAGGUUGCUAUGAAUGUGUACGAGUUAUCAUCAGCGGCUGGAUUGCCUUGUGAGAUUGACCCUGCUUUGGUGGUAGCACUCUCCUCACAGAAGUCAGAAAACAUAAGUCCAGAAGAAGAAUAUAAAAUUGCCUGCCUCCUGAUGGUCUUUGUGGCAGUUUCUUUGCCGACGCUGGCCAGUAACGUGAUGUCUCAGUAUAGCCCCGCAAUUGAAGGGCAUUGCAACAACAUCCACUGCUUGGCCAAAGCCAUCAACCAGAUCGCUGCAGCUUUGUUCACAAUCCACAAAGGAAGCAUUGAGGACCGUCUUAAGGAAUUUUUGGCGCUUGCAUCUUCCAGUCUGUUGAAAAUUGGUCAGGAGACAGACAAAACAACUACAAGAAACAGAGAAUCUGUUUACUUGCUACUAGAUAUGAUCGUACAGGAAUCCCCAUUCCUCACAAUGGAUCUUCUGGAAUCUUGUUUUCCUUAUGUCUUGCUGAGAAAUGCUUACCAUGCUGUCUACAAGCAAAGUGUCGCAUCUUCUGCAUAAAAUAUCUCCUUACUGAAGAUAAGCACGUGCUUUUGUCGCCUCAGUUUCACCUGUAAACCGUAGAGCUGUUUUGUGGGUUCCAAAUCUCUCUCGUGCGGUUGUGUUUGAUCAUUAGUUUCUCCAUAAGGGUGUGCUGCAGCGGACUCAGUUGAUUUAGGUCGCACAGUCACUGAACUCACUGACAUUAUUCCUAUAAUUUUAGUUUCAUACAUUAUUUCUCUUGUUUUUUGAUACUUGAUAAUGAAAAAAAAAAACCUUUGCUUGUUUAUUUCUGAUAAAGAACUGUAUUUAGUGAUUAUUUUAGAUAGUGAUUGAUAUGGCAUUCAUCUGCGUGUAAAUUAUUUCAUCUAGGGAUGAGUUCUGAUCUGUACUUAACAGUUCCUAAAACAAGAUUGGAUGUGCAUUUCUGUGCUGUUAUGAAUACAUUUCUGCUUUCUUUUGAAACAUUGCCAAACUCAAUGCUGUAAUACUGUAUAACAUUAAGAAUGUUCAAGGACUGCUCAGCAUUGGGAGCGGACAGCUCCAGAAUUCUAAGAUAGCAGCAGACGCUGUUGCUUGUAUAAAGCCUCGUGGAUAAUUUUUAGACUAACUUCAUGGUGCCCCGUUGGCAUUAGCACUACCAUUGUAACCUGCUGUAUAAUAACCUUAGGCAUUUAUCAAUUGUUGAUACAAAUGUUAGUCCUUAACCACUUUUUAUAUGUUUUAAAUUUUGAAAUUCAAGUGUACCUGCCAUAACAUAAAAUAAACACUAGACCAUA
Messenger RNA from Erinaceus europaeus (western European hedgehog), 2820 nucleotides. RefSeq names its product NCK associated protein 1 (gene NCKAP1). Bases 53 to 2062 code for a protein of 669 amino acids. NCBI's taxonomy places the organism in Eukaryota, Metazoa, Chordata, Mammalia, Eulipotyphla, Erinaceidae. Gene Ontology annotation, biological process: cell morphogenesis; cell projection assembly; cell migration. The transcript has 18 exons. The record is from RefSeq and is a predicted model, not a curated record. Gene Ontology annotation, cellular component: SCAR complex.